AAUAAUAAUAAUAAUAACAAGGGAAAAAAAAAGACAUGGUUGAAGAGUUGGAAGAGUGUGAAGUUCUCUGGCCACAUGAGAUGAUGAUCAAGUGUCAUGACAACACCACACCUCUUGAUCAAGAUAUCAUUUCUCAUGCCAAAUUAUCAGCUCAUGAAGAGAACAACAAGAACAAGAAGGAGAAGAAGGAAUGUUCAAUGCCAAUGGAGAUACAAAGAGGUCAUUCAUGGUCUCACGGUGCUUAUAUACAUAAGUUUGAUAAUGAUAAUGAAGACGAUGAAGAUGAUGAUUAUAAUGAUUAUGAUGAUGAUAAGGGGAAAGUGCCGCCGCAUGUCGUCGUGGCCCGGAGGUUUACCGACAGGAUGGUGUACUCAGUGUGCACCGGAAAUGGUAGAACUCUCAAAGGCCGUGAUCUUAGAAACGUUAGGGAUUCCAUUCUUAGGAUGACAGGCUUCCUUGAGAGAUAAUUAGUUGUAGUAGUAGUAGUAGAAGAAGAAGAAGAAGAAGAAGAAGGGUAUUUUUGUCUUUUGGUCAUUGGCUUAUU
Dioscorea cayenensis subsp. rotundata (Guinea yam) is the source of this 544-nucleotide messenger RNA. RefSeq lists its product as uncharacterized. The transcript has a single exon. The record is from RefSeq and is a predicted model, not a curated record. Bases 36 to 467 code for a protein of 143 amino acids. NCBI's taxonomy places the organism in Eukaryota, Viridiplantae, Streptophyta, Magnoliopsida, Dioscoreales, Dioscoreaceae.